Messenger RNA from Danaus chrysippus (African queen), 7530 nucleotides. NCBI's taxonomy places the organism in Eukaryota, Metazoa, Arthropoda, Insecta, Lepidoptera, Nymphalidae. The record is from the annotation of a GenBank genome assembly.
AUGCAAAAGCUGCAAGAAAGUGUGUUUUCUAUUAUCAAAACUACAAAUCUAUCAUCUGCUGUAUUUAGUUUUCUGCAACCAACCGAAGAAUAUUCAGACAAAACACCUCUUGGCGGAAUUCUUCGGGAUACUAAAUAUGGAUGGCUCGCUCUUGGCCCUAAAUUUUGUGUUGUCGAUUUAAGGAGUGGAUUGAAAAUCGCUGCACGAACUUUUGGAAAUGGUGUGAGCAACAAGAUAACUGUUACCAGUGUUGUGGAAUUACCCACACCUCUCACUGAUAACUCACAACAGCUCGUUAUAAGCCUUGAGUGUGAUGAUGCUACUGGAUUGAUUUGCGUGUUCCACAUUAACGGAUCUCAGUUGCUCCGUUGCAUUCAAACGGAUGCUGUAAUAACCGAACUGACAGUUUGUGAUGCAAUACCAAAUGGACCACUUAUGUGCUUUGAUGGGGUCAUCAUGGCUGGCUCUCAUAGAGGAGAGAUAUUUGUAUUUGAUCUCAAUAAAGCCGCUUUGAUCCAGGCACUCAAAGAUUUAUCUCAAGGCUAUGAAGAGCAAGUGAGAGGUGAACAGAAUGUGGCAAAUUUGAUAUUUCUGCCUCUGAAAGCUGUACAUAAGAUUGAAAGCCAAAGAGAUUUGGCUGUUGAGAACGAUGAUCAUUUGGCUUUGUUACUGAAUGAGAAUUCAUUCUAUGAUAAUGAGUAUAUAUUUUGCAACCCAGAUGGCACUGUUAGAAUGAAAGCUAAACAAAGUCACAUAAGGACAACCGUUGUUCAAUACAUUCCGCAAUUAGGUAACUUAGCUGUCGGUUUUAAUUUUGGUGCAUUCCAAUUAUGGAAUGUUCUGAAUUUGGAAUUGGAAUUCACAUCUCAGGUCAAUGUUGAAUGUCUGCCAGUUACUCAUUUUGGUUUCCAGGAACCCUGUGAUGAUCCGAGGGCUUUUUGUUAUUUAUGGGUAGUCUUUUCAGUGAUAGAUAGAUUUGAAGAGGAAGAAUUUCCUUUGGCUGUGAUGUAUUCUUUAACUUAUCAGGGAAAGAGAAUGUUGGCUGAGAGCAAAUAUUUAUAUCAGGAAUUUUCCAUGGCAACAAUUCGUUUCCAAAUAGAAUUGGCGGCUAUUGAAGAUGUUUCAGUAUAUAUUGGUGGUAGAUGCAUCUCCUGUCACACUUAUUCGAUCAGUUCUAUAUUGGGAGAAGAAGGGGAGGACACAAUGCUCAACUUAUGCCAGCUAGUGUGGGAAUGUUGGGGUGAUAACAACACAGUGAGUCAACACUGUAUGUUGCUGUUUGAUCUUGAUCAGUGGUACAAAGACCAAAUGCCUGCCACAUAUCGUCUGGAAAACAAUGCGUUUAUGAGUACCGCGAGAUGUCCUGAGAUAAGCCGCGGGUCGUGUCUCACGUUAGACUUGAGAUUAGACUCAGAUUCAGUCACUCCAUACUCACACGCUACGAGACUUGAAGAACACUUCUUUCCUAAUUCCUUGCAAUACAACUGCGUGUGCCUCAGUCCGUGGUCGUCGGCGGUGGUCCAGACGGCGGGCGUGCAGCGUCAGUUGGUCCGCGGUAUGAGUGCCGCGGGCCCCGCCUGUGUGCUGGCGCCCGCCCGCCUGUACGCCGCGUGUCGAGACGCCGGACUCACACCUCUGUAUGCUCCUUCUGGAGACACACCGUCAUCCUAUGCAACUGUGGAGCAGCUUGUGGAUAUUAAACGAGAAUAUCUUGGCAGAAAGAUUACAUCGCCCCCGUUCUCAGCGGCUAAAAUUAAUACGAAGAGGGGUGGCUACCGAGACAGUGGUUCGAUUGGGUUGUCUUACUUGGACGAUAAUGUAAUAAAUUGUGAACAGUCUAGUAGUGGAAUAUUAUCGCCAACUAAUUACGACCCGAAUUACAGAGAUUUGAACUUGAAUAUAAAUAAUUUAGAGGGUAGUCAAACACAAACCCGACGCAAAAUCUUACGUUAUGCGCCCGGACGAUACGAUGUUAACGGAGACCGAAGUUUAAAACCGGUCGACGGGAAUGAGUCAUCCUCGAUAAACAAUGCGAGCGGUCAACAUCCGAAGAUAAUAGAAAAACAAACUUAUGCGUCACAGCUUAAGAGCGAUAAUACUAAUGAGGGUUGGACUGUGGAGGAUCAACGUCGAUUUCUUCUAUCCGUGGCGUUAGAAGCGAGGCUGUCAGCGUUUCUGAAACGAUGUGCUCACGACUGGGCUACAGGGACCCAUAGUGGGGUCGGAUGUACAUUGCCUUUUUUGGUGGAUUGGUCGUGGAGUAGAGCUAUUGAAUUGAAAGAAAACGCUAAGGAACUGACUGCGCCGCUGUUUACUUCCUCUAUGAUGCCUGAUAGGAAUGUUAUAAGAUGUCUGGAGCAUUGUGUGCAACAACUGAGUCAACUAACUGGUCUGUUAGACGCUAUCCUUACUAAAUGUUGUAAUUUGGUUGUGCCAGAUGCAUUAAGUGAAAUGGAAGAAAAAUAUAAAGGUAUAGGCACAGUGUCAUUAUACUUCCAAGUUGUACAAUGGUUUGUCAGGGUCGGCUUGUUGCCUGAGAAGAGUUCGGACAGACAUUCACACACACUACCCUACCCAGUGCAUCAGUUGUGUGAGAUAUAUAACAAGCGUCGCAUUAAGCUCAACCGUCUUCAAAACAAAUCGGACGACGAGUCGAGCAACGAGUCGUGUUCACUUCUGUACAUAGACCAACUCAUUGAACACGAAUUUGGUGGGGAUAGAGUGCAUCAACUAUGGAUGGUGUGUGGUUCCAGCGGGGGUCUCUACCCUCCUCCGUCUCUAUUCUCCCUCUUAAGACUCUACUUAUUACCGGAUGUUCCUGAAGAACACAAACACUCUCUCCUACUCUACUUACUCCUGGAUUAUUCUAUGAUCUAUGACGACAUGCGUCAUGAGUCUGUGAUACGUCGUUUGAUGCAGUUCCCGACUAUGUUCGGUCUCAGCAACACUGCUAUUAAAGCCACACAAGCCUUCUGGCAUCUCGACCACAGAGACUUUGAUUUCGCUCUCGACCAACUUCAAUGUCUAACUGGCAACACUCUCUCCGACUGGCAACACCACGUGGUUCUGUCAUCACUACUGGCGCAGAAGAAAACUCAAUCAGCAUUACAAUACUUACACGUUAGAAAACCGGCUCCGAUACAUGUUAAUGAUAACAACGAUUAUGAUAAACUAGACGACUGGCAAACAUCUUGCAACCUGUACUUGGCGCGGGGACUAGUGUUUGAAGCUUUGGAUGUUAUAAGGAUGUGCGUGGAAAAUGCCGGCUCUAUCGAAGAUAAGACGCAGUUAUUGAACUAUUUCUAUAAAGGCUGUAAGAACAGCGGCCAGCUGUGCAAGGUGCUGCAGGUAACGUUGCUGCCGUUCGAGGAGGAAGUGUUCAUCAGAUAUCUGAAGGACUGUAACGAGUCCCACACAUCAGACAUACUCGUUAUGUACUACUUGCAACAGGCGAGGUACCUCGAGGCGGAGCAAUAUAACAGUAAGCUGAAGACUCGUCCCGACCAGUCUGACCGCGGGUCGGCGCGGGACGCGCUGGUGGCGACUCUGUGUAGGGACCUGCCUGACGUCACGGGAGAUGUACUGAGAUGUGCCAUGAAUGAGGUGGAGCCGAGGAUUUUCAAACCGAAGCCUAUGUCAGUAUAUGUUCAAGCAAAUUCCCCGAAGAACACCUUCACAUACAAGUCAUCGUUUAUACAAGAUACAAUUGAAAACGCCAGUGAAACGUGGAUAAAUAAGCCCAAGACUAGGAAGGGCAUUAAACGAGCCCUCAACAUAGAAGAGACUCCGUUCAUUUGUACUCCUAAGGCGUAUAAAAGCAAGAGCGUUCUACAAGAGAAAAGUGAGAGUACACCGGCGAAGCGAGCUAAAUUGGAUCUUAAUAGCUCGGGAAGAACGCCCAAAAUGGCUCACAGGGCCAACGACAGUGUUAGCUGCCAAGUGGCGCGCCUGCUACAUAUGCCGGACUUGGAAAGCCCUCACAACUACCCCACUAGGACAGAUACACCACAAAGCAUACUCAAGUCCCGUCCGUCAUCUCGCCGUGGCACCACGCCUUAUGACCACGACCACAGCGACCACAGUGACCACGACGAUCACGACCACGAUGAACACAGGCAUUUAAGAUUCACAAUACCGACGUCGUCCGAGACAGGCUCUACGCCGUCACCUGUAGCAUUGCCCUUGUACGCAGAGAGUGAAGCAGAAAAUAACGCAACCCAUCCUCUCGAGUCUCCGCCUAAGAAAUUCGCGGCCGAAGAUAUAUCUCCCAGGAAGUCUUACAAGGAUAACGUUCGUGCGAGACGUUCCUUAUCUAUAUCAGCGAACAGCAGUCUAUCAGAAGAUCCGAACACUUCCAUAGAGAGUAUAGCGGAUAUACCGGUGACACUCAUCAACCCGAGAUAUACGGGAGAGAGAUACACUCGGGAUAGUGAGAGAGAUAGAGAUAUGAAGAGCGAGAGAGAUAGAGAUACGAAGAACGAGAGAGAUAGAGAUACAAAGAACAAGAUAGAAGAUCACACCGAGACGAGAGAUACGUCUUAUGUACCGAAUACACCUAAAGGAAGGCGAGCGAUCAGGAGUGAUACACCACUGAGCGGAAGUCGUUCAAAUACGCCGGAACGAUGUGACUCGCCCAUCAUCACGCCGAAGCGAGUUACCAGAAGUACUAGAAGCCGAUCUCGUACACCUGAAAUAAGUCCAAAAUCAUCUCUCACGCCCAUAGAGGAGCUGCCGAAACAGGAAACUUAUACCGCGGCCUAUAAAUCUAAAUAUAUACCCUCACCUAGAAGGUCCCGUACGCCCGAGAGGAUAGAAAAAGUAAUAGAGCCUCCGCGUCUUGAAGCAAUUAGUGAAUCACCCACCAAGUCAUCACAGCCGCCACAAUCACCCACCAGGCGAAGUCUCAGAAGCCGUUCCCGUACGCCGGAAGUGGAAAUUAUAGUUGACCCGCCUGUUACAACAAGUCCUCGUAGCUUAAGAAGCCGGUCGAAAACACCUGAAAAGUUGAUGUCACCGAAAAAAGAUCUCGGAACCAGGAAGAAAUCACUCUCAAGAAUAGUUCUAGAAGCUAACGCGUUCGCUAAAACUAAACAGAUAGAGAAAAUGGACGCCGAAGAAAAAUCUGAUACAACCGGCGCUAUAGAGUGUACUCCUAUGAAGACUUCCAAACACACCGACCCGCCACAGCCCUCUCUCAUGGACGUUGAAUUCUCACCAAUAGUCAACAAAUCAAUUCUACACAGUUCAACCGAGAGCUUCUCUAUCACAGAGAAAAUAUCGAAAUCGAGCGAAGAUCAGAUAGAAAUUAAUGAACUACCCGCCUUCACUAUCAACGAGAUAUACACAGAGAAGUCUGUCCUACACAGCUAUCAGAGCAGCAUUUGUGGUAGUGAAUCAAUACAUGACACGCGAGAGAGUAUUAAAGAAACGGUAGAAAACUCCAAACCUCUCCCAGCAUUUACGAGCAUUACUGAAGACUUCGGCAAAUCGGUACUACAUAGCUUCGAAAGUACUAUCGACUCUAGUAAUACGGAAAGAAAAGCUAAAACAAAUACAACAGACUACGGAGUUUUGAGUACUGAUAAUAGUGUUAGUGUGAGUAAACAAAACGAAAGUCUCAUGACUAGUGAUAGUGAAAUAGAUGACAGAGAGUGGAGUCGACUCGACAAUCAGAACGCGAGAGUUAUACAGAAGGAGAAGGAGAGAAUAGUUGAGAUAGAGAGAGAGAUAAAUGAGAUAGAAGAGAUGUCGGAUGAGUGUCGCGAGACUAGUGACAGUAGUGACUCUAAUGACACUGAGGACAGCGAAGACGACGAAGAGGCCUCCGAGUCAGAUAAUGACAAUGAAGUUAUUUCAAUCGAAGAUUCAGACGAAUCAUCAGAUACAUACAAGUUGGAAAUUGAAGAAGAUAUUGUUAUAGAACAAAACCAACAAGAACAGCUUGAACAGGCUGCUGUCCUGACAGCUAGAGAUGAGGUCACUGAACCACAAGCAUCCGUUUCUGGUGUCCAAGAAAAUAAAGAAACAGAUGCAGAAUUAUUCCAAGCAUCGCAAGAAAAAUCUACUGAAUUAUUCCAAGAAUCGCAGGAAAAAUCUGAUGUACUCAACCAAGCGCGUGAUAUAUCGAUUCUAACAGACGAUAACUCGGUCAUAGAAACAGAAGGAAAUGAUAAACUACACUACUCCGAUGAAAUCAAAAAUGAUGAUAGCGUUGCCAUGGAAACAGACCAGCCUGUGAUGACAACAGUAACUGUAGAACAAUUAACAACUAUUGAGCAGAAUAAAGAAAAAGAAAUUCAUUCCAAAGAAGUAGAUAUUAUAGAUUCUGGUCUGUCAACGAAUGAAGAUCACAAAGUAGAAGAAAUUGAAACUGUCAAAACAACUGAGACACAAAUGGAAAGUGAAGAAAAAGAUAUCCAAGAUAUAAAAGAUAAAGAUAUACCUGAAGAAAUAGAAAAUACUAUCGUGGCGCAAGAAGAAAUAGCUAAGGAUGAAAUAACAACACAAACAGAGGAUAUAAUGAAAACAGAAGAAACGAAGAAAGUUGCAAAAACAAGGAAACGCACGAAAUCUACAUCCUCGACCAAAUCUAAAGACGGUUCAGAAGUUAGUGAGAAGGUGGAACCGAAAACACCUCGCACACGACGACAAUCAGCGAACAAAACAGAAGUCGAAGGAACUCCCGAUAAUAAUGAACACACACCGAGAACACGAGCCAAAACACCCAGCACGGAAGUGAGGAAGAUAUUAACACGACGCGCGUCCAAGGAAUUGGAGAAAAUGGACGAAAAACACGAAGAACUCGAACUAACACCGAGAAGAUCGGCUCGGAAGAAAAAAGAAGACGAUAAUAUUAGUGUUACCUCAGAUUCCUCUGUCAAAUCUAGCAGAAGUAGGACUAGCGAAGACGGUAAACCGGCGAGGAAAGGAAGGAAAUCUGUGAUGAACAUUAAACCGGAUCUGACGGUGAUACCGGAAGUCGCUGCCGAGGAAUCAAAGCCUUCAGAUGAUAUUAUCAAGGAAUACUCGAGUGCUAGACGGUUGACACGUAAUCAGAAGGCUGUAUUGGACUCGUGGUUGGAGCCAGCUGUGCCUCGGAAAAAGAAUGACAACGAUUCAGACUCUAGCCUUACAAGGACUGACUACGACGGCUCUCCCGAACGAGAUCAAGACUCGGACUUAGAAACCGCCGUCAGACCACAGCGUCUCACAAGAGCUGCCUCUGAGACGAAAACUACGCCUAAGGCUGCUAGGAUCGGUAGAAGAGUUUCAGUUGAUAUCGGUGUAACUCCUGACGAGGGUUCUCCUGUUUCUGGUCUAUCGCGCGGCCGUCGCGCUUCGUUUACGCGCGCUUGUGAAGCACUUCACACACCCAGAAGGGGUUCAACUGAUGUUAAGGGUUCCCCUGUGUCAGAGGUUGAGGCGACUCCACGGAGAGGUCGACGACCUUCAGCUACAAGCGUCAAAGGAGAUGUUAACACGCCCAGGUCGAAAAAGGCUGCGGAAAAAAAUAAAGAAACAAACGAAUAA